Messenger RNA from Cricetulus griseus (Chinese hamster), 2772 nucleotides. Lineage: Eukaryota; Metazoa; Chordata; Mammalia; Rodentia; Cricetidae. The record is from RefSeq and is a predicted model, not a curated record.
GUAGCCUGCGAGUUUGGCGUGCUGCGUGUGGUCUCCCAGAGCGGUGGUACCCGGGGCAAGGACUAUUGCAUCCUCUACAAUCCACAGUGGGCCCGCCUGCCACAUGACCUCAGCAAAGUGUCUCUCCUGAAGCUUCGGGACUUAAGCUCAACACAGCUCUGCUCCAACCUUGACCUUCCUGUGGAAGACCUCACCAACCAAAUUGCACUGGUGGCCCGGGGCAAUUGUACCUUCUACGAGAAAGUGCGGCUGGCCCAAGCCAGUGGGGCCCGUGCACUGCUGAUUGUCAGCAAGGAGAAGCUGGUCCCUCCCGGAGGCAACAAAACACAGUAUGAGGAGAUAAGCAUCCCUGUGGCCCUGCUUAGUCACAGGGACCUGCGAGACAUCUACAAGCGCUUUGGCCAUGCGGUGAUGGUGGCACUGUAUGCGCCCAAGGAACCGGUGAUGGACUACAACAUGGUCAUCAUCUUCCUCAUGGCUGUGGGCACCGUCGCCCUCGGUGGCUACUGGGCCGGCAGCCGCGCUGUAAAGAAGAUCAUGAAGCAUAAGCGAGAUGAUGGGCCCGAGAAGCAUGAGGAUGAGGCGGUGGACGUGACGCCGGUCAUGAUCUGUGUGUUUGUUGUCAUGUGCUGCUUUAUGCUGGUGCUGCUCUACUUCUUCUACGACCGCCUGGUCUAUGUGAUCAUCGGUAUCUUCUGCCUGGCUUCCUCCACUGGUCUCUACAGCUGUCUGGCGCCCUGUGUGCGCAAGCUUCCCUUUUGCACGUGCAGGGUCCCCGACAACAACCUGCCGUACUUCCACAAGCGUCCUCAGGCCCGCAUGCUGCUGCUAGCUUUCUUCUGUGUCACCGUCACCGUAGUGUGGGGUGUCUUCCGCAAUGAGGACCAGUGGGCCUGGGUCCUGCAGGACGUCCUGGGCAUUGCCUUCUGCCUGUACAUGUUGAAGACUAUCCGCCUGCCUACCUUCAAGGCCUGCACGAUGCUGCUGUUGGUGCUCUUCUUCUACGAUGUCUUCUUCGUCUUCAUCACCCCCUUCCUGACCAAGAGUGGCAACAGCAUCAUGGUGGAGGUGGCCACCGGGCCCUCGAACUCAUCCACCCAGGAGAAGCUGCCCAUGGUGCUGAAGGUACCCAGGCUGAACACCUCGCCCCUCGCCCUGUGUGACCGGCCCUUCUCCCUCCUGGGCUUUGGAGACAUCUUGGUGCCAGGGCUGCUGGUGGCUUACUGCCACAGGUUCGACAUCCAGGUGCAAUCUUCCAGGAUCUACUUUAUGGCCUGUACCAUUGCCUACGGCCUGGGUCUUCUGGUAACAUUUGUGGCACUUGUCCUCAUGCAACGUGGCCAGCCCGCGCUGCUCUACCUGGUCCCCUGCACACUGAUAAGCAGCUGCACCGUGGCUCUGUGGCGCCAGGAACUGGGUGUCUUCUGGACAGGCAGCGGCUUUGCGAAGGAUGUACCUCAGUCCUCAUGGACUCCAAUGGAGGGGCCUGUGCCUCGAAGGGACUCAGAUGCCCCCAUCUCCCAGCACCCUCCAGGUGAAGAGCCAGCUAAGAGACCCCUGCCCACUGAGGAGGCAGGAGCUGCAGACCCUGCUGCUAAUCACUGCAGCCCCAUGGCCAGCGCAUCCAGCCUCACAGAUGGGGACCAGGUUCAGCCCAGCCCCGUGGUACAGCCAGGGACAUCGGCCUAGGAAGAGGAAGUACAAGAGCGGGGCCCACGCAGCCUUCCAUGCCACACAGAUGCCGACCACCUGGGACUUUGAGGGGACAAAGACAGCUGCUAUCCUCCUGGGCAGCAUACCUGGCAGUUCCCUCCUAACAUGGUGCUCAGCCCUCUGAGGCCUCUCUCUUCUCCUUCCCCACCACAGCUGGGCCCCAGUGCCCAGCUCCGCUUUGCACCAGGCUACGAGCUUCACUCCACGCAAGGCUGCCGCCUCUGGUGCUUUGCCAACACUCGCCCUGCAGUCCCAGCUGGCCGCGCCUUCCUCCACAGGACAGGACAUCCCUGUCAUGCGUGUUCCUAUGUUGGGAGAAGCCAUGAGAGGCCUAGAUGUGUGCACCCUGCCCGAGGGCCUGGGUCAACAUGAGGUGUCCAUACCCCACAGGAGGGUCCACGCCUAAAUAGAGUCGAGAAUGCUGGGUCACUGUUCCAAGCCAGUAAAUGUCUCUUGCUCCAGGUUCUGCGGUCUGCAGCAGAGUGGGAAUUGGCCAUGCAUAAAUGGGGCCAUGUCCCCAGCAAAUAGUCCUCAGCUCGGAUGUGCAAGUCUUCCAUGCCAUGGCCACUGCCCUCUGCCCCAACAGUGGCUUCUGGACCUGGCAUCUGUCCUCUACCUCACCAGCCAGGCUCUGGACUCCAUGACGGAUCUGCCUGCAGGGAGCCCACUACACAUGCUGCAUGUCGUCUCUGAGGCAGAAGCCACAGUCCUCACACUCGAGAUGGAGCCUAUGACCUGUGUCCACUCACACUUGCAUGGAAAAGUGUGCUGCACGGUGACAGGCAGUGGCAGCUGGGCAGUCCUCCUAGAGCUUGGGGGAGGGGGACAGAGGGAGGGAGGAGGACUUCCCAUAGGCACCCCAGUCCUAGAGUGGACAGAGACGGUGACGCUGGGCCCGCCCACCUACUUCUGCCACUUGGACUGCGCCUUAACUUAAGCCAUUUUGUACUGGGUGUCCAAGCGGUUCCUCCAUCUGAGCUGGUUGGAGGGGCUUUGGGCAGUGCCGCCUGAGGGCCCUGGCCUUAGGUUGUCAGGGGAUUAAACAACUUUUCAUACGCA